UGAUGCGAAAUUGGCGCUGGUCGUCAGAAAGCCCUUUGCUACUGCUUCGGCGUCACAAGUGUACAUAGGCCUCUGUCUCGGCCAGGCGUCAGUGGGUUGGUGGUUAUCAAAAUAAGCUAUAGGACGUAAAAGUGCGUCGCGGAGAGAUGGAGAAAUAUGGCACCGAUAAGGCAGGCGUUGAAGGCGGCGCCAGCGGCCAAAUCCACCGCAUUCGCAUUACGCUUACUUCCAAGGACGUGAAAAACCUUGAGAAAGUCAGUGCUGACCUCAUCAAGGGCGCCAAGGACAAGCAGCUCAAGGUCAAGGGCCCUGUGCGCAUGCCUACGAAAGUGCUGCAAAUAACCACGCGCAAGGCGCCGUCUGGUCAGGGAACCAACACCUUCGACCGCAUGGAGAUGAGGAUCCACAAACGCCUAAUCGACCUGCACUCGCCCGCCGAUGUUGUCAAGCAGAUCACCUCCAUCAGCAUCGAGCCCGGAGUCGAGGUGGAGGUCACGAUCGCGGACGUGUGACAGCUGUGCUACUGGUUCAGCAAGGAAGAUCUUGGGGGUACCUGCGCAGGUGGCCAAAAGGUUCUGAUAGGGCCUACAUUCGUCAAAGCCAUCUUCAUACGCACAUGGCUGGGGCGCAUUGUCGGGCGGCCACCUGCGGGUCCCUUCUUCCUUGGCAAUACCACAGCGGGCCCACUUAACACGGUACCCGGAAAGGCAACCGGGUCAUGAUUUCCUGGGGACUUUAUCGGCCCAAUGGCGUCUGUUACGGUUACAGUGGUAAUCGUGGAGCGUGCGAAUAUGGAAAUAGCAAAUAAACAUAAAGGAUGUGCUCCAAAAGCACUCCAGGGUCCCGGCACGCAUAAGGGUUGGUAUGGGGAUUUAGGUCUUUUGUUGUGGGCGCCUGUUUUCUUGAGGCAGGUGCUGUGGCGUAUUGAUUGCCGAAAAUGUCACGGCAGUCCAGGCAUUGUACCCCCGAAGUUGUAGGGUGUUGUUGACCCUGGUGAAGCUUCGUACUUUCCCAAGUUCCAAUCACGUCCCAUC
Molecule: messenger RNA, 1034 nt
Organism: Volvox carteri f. nagariensis
Lineage: Eukaryota; Viridiplantae; Chlorophyta; Chlorophyceae; Chlamydomonadales; Volvocaceae
Exons: 4
Coding region: 147-512 (121 amino acids)
Biological process (GO): translation
Cellular component (GO): cytosolic small ribosomal subunit; ribosome
Molecular function (GO): structural constituent of ribosome
Source: RefSeq, a predicted model, not a curated record